Molecule: messenger RNA, 1080 nt
Organism: Leishmania braziliensis MHOM/BR/75/M2904
Lineage: Eukaryota; Euglenozoa; Kinetoplastea; Trypanosomatida; Trypanosomatidae
Exons: 1
Coding region: 1-1080 (359 amino acids)
Source: RefSeq, a predicted model, not a curated record
AUGUUCAGUAUAGCGAGCCACCCUGCCUACGGCCGGGCACACGGCAAGCGGAGACGCUCUGUCUUUCUUCUCGGCGUCGCUCUCACGACCAUCGUACUUGUUAUCAUCGGCUCCAUGUUCAUCAAUAGCCCUAUCAUCAGCGAAGACACGGCGAUGAUUAACAAUGCGUACGCCCGUGCGCAUCUUUCAAUACGCAGAGAGUGGGUCGAUGCAGACACCCGCUUCGCCGAGAAUGCCGACUCCGUUGUAGUGAACACAAAUCAGCUUCUACAACUUUAUCGCCUGCGCGUGUUCGUUGUGGCCACGGAGAAGGAGGUACGUAAUCUGACCAGGCUGCUGAACGCCCUGAGCAACUCCAAUUAUUCGACGCGUAUGUUUCCCAUCGAUAUCGCGGUGCACGUGCUGGGCAACGCAUCCGCCGUGCCGUUCGUGCCGUGGUCGCAUGGCCGCCUAGAUGUCUACACGCACCGCCUGCACAGCAAUGCCAGUGCAUCUGCGGCGCUGUGGAUGGCUGAUUUGUGGCAACCGCAGUCGGAUUUUGAGCUUGGCAUGCUGCUCACCGCCUCGGCGCGCGUGUCGCCGCACUGGUUUCAGUGGGUCAUCAGCGCGUUGCAACAGUACGGAUCGGUCUCGGCGAAGACUAUUGUGAAGCUUGAUCCUGACACAUACUCCCCGACAGAACGGCGCCGGCUGCUCAGCCCACUAUCGAAGAGGCUAAGCGGUUUGGCGUUGGGCAUGCCUGUCGCCGGGGCAGCGGCCAAGGCAGUCGUUACCGUCGUCUCCGCCUACCCAAGCGCCACGUCCAUCUUCACCGCGUCUUAUUGGAAGUCUGUCAUGGCGCGCCCAAGGCCUGGCACCAACGUCGACGACACGCCCGCCAGCUGGCCUGCCUUCCUCCGCACCGUCACUACGGUGCUUGGUCACAGCAAACACCGGUUCCUGUACCCUCCUCUUGGCAAGUACGGACCGCUCGUUUGCGAGAAUACAAACUGCACCAUACACCUGCUGAGUGUGGCGCAGCUGGCGGAACUGGUGAAACUCCCGAUGUCGGACGAUCAAGUACCACUGUCGCAAGAGUAG